Messenger RNA from Dreissena polymorpha, 9553 nucleotides. Its product is annotated as probable protein phosphatase 2C T23F11.1. The record is from RefSeq and is a predicted model, not a curated record. Gene Ontology annotation, biological process: protein dephosphorylation. The coding region runs from base 520 to 1509 and encodes 329 amino acids. The transcript is spliced from 12 exons. NCBI's taxonomy places the organism in Eukaryota, Metazoa, Mollusca, Bivalvia, Myida, Dreissenidae. Gene Ontology annotation, molecular function: cation binding; protein serine/threonine phosphatase activity.
ACAGGGACAUGUUCAAACUUUGUAGAGGUCCCUGGUCAAAACUAGUCGGUGAAUUCUGCGCACAGUUUGACGCAACCAUUGUAUGUCGUUUCUCUCGAACAACAAUUAUGCAUGGAGAUUGAAUUUGACAUUGUUUAACCUUCGCGCAGAGAUUUGACUGGAACUAGCAUAGCUGGAUCAAAUUGUAUGUGAGCGCAAGGAUCGACAGCUCUGUGUGGAGAUUGGACUUUGUUAAAAAAUACAAUUCGUAUACUGUGUCCUCGUUUGCGAUUAUUAUAACACUUAUUUUCAUUUUAAACCGAAAGUUCCACAGCGCCGUCUACUUCCUGUAACCAUCGAAACAUUUUCUUUCACCAGAAUAUUCAGCUGUUAUGUGAAUUAAACCGUCUUAGAAAGGUUGCAUGCAAAGGAUAACAUCUGUAGGCUGCCAUUCAGUUAUUUCAGGAAUACAAAUAUUCAAAUGAGGUUAAAAAGAGGUUGAGAUAUAAUUCUGCAUCCAGAAACCACAUCCCAUGAGGUAUGGGUCAAACACUCUCAGAACCAGUGACCACAAAGGAAACAACCAGCUGUCAAAAUGCCGCAGUCAGGGUUGGAGCUUCCUGCAUGCAGGGAUGGAGAAUCAACAUGGAAGAUGCUCACACUCAGCUGCUCACACUACCAGGCGACAAAGACGCCAUGUUUUUUGGAGUAUUUGAUGGUCAUGGGGAAAGCACCCGUCCUAAAGAUGGGAUGUACACAGGCGGUGCCAAGGUUGCACACUAUGCCAGUAUGAACCUUCACAAGAAAAUCAUCACACAACCUGCUUAUGCACAAAACCGAAUAAGUGAAGCGCUCAAGGGGGGUUUUCUGCAGCUAGAUGAAGAUAUGAUAAAAGAUGAUACCAUGAAGGAAGAGUUAGCAGGAACUACAGCCAUAACCGUCCUGGUGAAAAACAGCAGAAUCUACUGUGCAAACGUGGGUGACUCGAGAGCAGUAGCCAGUGUACGAGGUCGCGUAGACGUGCUGUCUAAUGACCACAAGCCAGGCAACGAGGGAGAAACCAGACGAAUCAUUGCAGCCGGAGGAUGGGUGGAAUUCAACAGAGUAAAUGGUAAUCUUGCAUUAUCAAGAGCUCUAGGGGACUUCAUUUUCAAGAAAAAUGACAAGAAAAAACCAGAGGAACAAAUUGUUACAGCCUACCCAGAUGUACAGGAGCGGCAGUUGAGCUCAGAUUUCGAGUUCAUCGUGCUGGCCUGUGACGGUAUAUGGGACGUGCUGACCAACCAGGAAGUUGUCGACUUUGUGCGCGCUAGGCUUGCUCAACGGAUGGAACCUGAAACAAUCUGUGAGGAGCUGAUGAUGCGGUGUUUGGCGCCCGACUGUCAGAUGGGUGGACUCGGCUGUGAUAACAUGACUGUGUGCCUGGUGUGCUUCUUGCAUGGGCGACCAUACGAGGACCUCAUACGUCGGUGUGCACAGCCGUGCAUCGGCGGCCCUGUACCUCACCUGAACAACUAUGACCUAAAAUAAUGGGGAAAUUAGCGGUGGAGAAAAUGUUGAAAUUGCCAGUGUGUUUCUGGGAUUGCAGGGAUUUUUUUCCUUCUUUAUUCAGUAGGGGCUUAAUACAGUUGUAAGCCCCUUCUCUCAGUGAAAGGCCUCUUUUUCCUGGAGAAUGUCUUGUAAAUGAUGCAAUUUUAUCCCAAAUUUUAAGUUUAUUUAUAAAAAUGUAUUUAUCUUUAUUCACCUUUCUCAGUUUUGUUUAUACCCCCUCUCCCAAUUUAAAGGUAGGCCCUUCCAUUAAUCAAGAAAUAAAAGUGCUGGGUAUAUUGUUUUGGUUUAGGGAGUGAAUUUUUGCAGAAGAAUGUUUGUGUGGUAUAAGUGCUGUAAGCAGAAAUCUUGUGAUAUACAUAUUCAUGAACAUUGAAGUGUUUAUGGAGUCUGGUCAUUAGUAGACUAGUAGACUGAAACUAUAUAUAAAUAGCACAGUGAAUUUUACACUGUUAUUAUGUAAAUUUAAAUUUUGUGUACAGUUUUAACUUAUAGAAUGAGUUGUUUGGCAGUGUGUAAUUUAACAUUUUUGACGAUUAACACAUGUUCCAUAUUGUGUGUUAUAAUUUUGUUAAACUGUUAAGAAUUGGCAUAAUGCUAAGACUGAAAUGUCAUUUGCUGUUGUUUUGUUUGCUCGCAUAAUAGUAAUAACCAUGAUAGGGCUAUUUGUGUGCUGAAAAUGCAUUAUUUAAGGUAAUGUCUUGAGUGUAUGAAAUGGUUUUCAUCAGGCCUUUUCAAGGCUAAUCUUUAUAAUGCAUGUAUCCAUACAUCAAAAUAGUCAUAGUUAUUUAUGAAAUUUGUGUUAGGAAAUGUUAGAACUUCACAUAAUUGAAAGAUGUUUGUAUGAACAAUUGUGUACAUUUUUAUUUCAUUAGAAUACUGACAAAAUAGUCUAAUACCCUAAAAAUUUGAAGCAUUUAAAAAUGCAGAAUCUCCACAAUAACAACAUGUGGAAUGAAAUCUUAAGUGAAAUAUUUAUUUGUUUAUUCUAUAACAUUAGUAUAUACGAAACUAAAGUAUUUCAUUUGAUUUUUAUGAUCUCAGUUGUUUUCUUUUUUUUAUGUCCCCCACCCACUAUAGUGGGGACAUAUUGUUUUUGCCCUGUCUAUUGGUCUGUUUGCUCCAACUUAAACAUUUGCAACAACUUUUUCAAUAUUCAAGAUAGCAACUUGAUAUUUGGCAUGCAUGUGUAUCUCAUGGAGCUGCACAUUUUGAGUGGUGAAAGGUGAAGGUCAUCCUUCAAGGUCAGAGGUCAAAUAUAUGUGGCCAAAAUCGCUCAUUUUAUGAAUACUUUUGCAAUAUUGAAGAUAGCAACUUGAUAUUUGGCAUGCAUGUGUAUCUCAUGGAGCUGCACAUUUUGAGUGGUGAAAGGUCAAGGUCAUCCUUCAAGGUCAAAGGUAAAAAAUAAAUUUCAAAGCGACGCAGAAGGGGACAUAGUGUUUCUGACAAACACAUUUUUCUUGUUUGUUUUUAGAAAAUAUAUCUUUUUUUAUUAUGUAUUAAUGUUUUCAUUAUUCUUUUCACAUUAACAUUGUUUUGACCCUGGAAGCAUACCUUUAAUUGUUUUUCUUUUUGUAUUUAUAAAUUUUAUAUACUGUUAUUUAUUUUGCUCUAUUAUUAUGGACUUCACUUAAGUGCGUUAUCAAAAUUACUUUUAUUGUAUUUCAUAUUUACUUUUUCAGUGUUGAUUGUUUUAAAAAGUCAUUUAACCAGUCACUAAUCAAAACAGCUGUCUCAAUCAAAUUUACCAUGUUUAUCGAAAGAUAUGCAUGUUUUGCUACUUUGAAAUUUUUCUAUAUAAUAACAAUUAUUAUUUGUAAUUAUUUUCAACUAUUGCAUUAACCAAGGUAGUAAAAACCAUGUAUUAUAAGUUACACCGUUAGUAAAUGAAGGUGUAUGAGAUAUACACCCUCAGUAAUUUGGCUCUCGUAUGGUAUUAAAUUGCUGAGGGUGUAUAUCCCAUACACCGUCAGUUACUAAUGUUGUAAUGAUUAUAUCUCGACCAACUACUUGAUUACUCGGGUAGUAUGGAAAUUACUUGGGGUGUAUGGAAAAUACUCCAUGGGCAUGUGACUGCUCCAAGCCAUUCGGAUUAGGUCAUUUUUGUAGGAGGUGAGAUAUAUAUCUUGUCAUUUGACCGAGCUGUGGAACCUAUUGAAGAUCCUUGAUGAUUAUUUGAAUACCCGUUCUCUCAAUGCGACAUGCAUUGUCGUAACUACUGGUAUGCAUUGGACUUGGAAAGUGUGGCAAUAAUCUGAGGCUCAUAACAAUAUUUGUUCAAAUGUCAAUGCCCAAUUUUUAAGUGAAUGUCUGAUGUCUGAGCCUUGCUCUGGGAGAAGAGGGCUUAAUGGUCACACAGUCUGGGAGAAGAGGGCUUAAUGGUCACACAGUCUGGGAGAAGAGGGCUUAAUGGUCACACAGGCUUAUCGGGGACGACACUUUCCACUUUUAUGAGAUUUUUCAUUGAAAGGAAGUCUCUUCUAAACAAAAGUCUAGUCUAAGCAGAAAGUUUGUCGCUGAUAAGCCUGUGAAACUGCACAGGCUAACCUGGGACGAAACUUAGCGGACAUGCAUUAAGGCCCAGUACGAGGCUCAAAUCUUUUUCUUCUCUCUCUGAGUGUUUACUUGUAUGUAUGGGAUGACUUCUCCAUAAGAAAGGGUAAAUAAUUUGGAGGCUAUAGUUUUUGUUGUAAAAAAGUGGUAAAAUUAAUCUGGAUAUUUUCUAUGUUCAGUAUUUUAGCAUAGUUGAAUAACUGGUAUCAAAAGUGUGUGAGCGUGACAACACAAAUCAUAAUAAUGUGAAUGAAGUUAUAAUUGAAAUGCUUCUACUAAAGCUUUUGUUAUGCCCCCCUUCGAAGAAGAGGGGGUAUAUUGCUUUGCUCAUGUCGGUCGGUAGGUCGGUCGGUCCGUCCACCAGGUGGUUUUCGGAUGAUAACUCAAGACCGCUUGGGGCUAGGAUCAUGAAACUUCAUAGGUACAUUGAUCAUGACUCGCAGAUGAACCCUAUUGAUUUUGAGGUCACUAGGUCAAAGGUCAAGGUCACAGUGACCCGAAAUAGUAAAAUGGUUUCCAGAUGAUAACUCAAGAACACAUACGCCUAGGAUCAUGAAACUUCAUGGGUAGAUUGAUCAUGACUCGCAGAUAACCCCUAUUGAUUUUGAGGUCACUAGGUCAAAGGUCAAGGUCACGGUGAACCGGAAUAGUAAAAUGGUUUCCGGAUGAUAACUCAAGAACACAUUCGCCUAGGAUCAUGAAACUUCAUGGGUAGAUUGAUCAUGACUCGCAGAUGACCCCUAUUGAUUUUGAGGUCACAAGGUCAAAGGUCAAGGUCACGGUGACCCGAAAUAGUAAAAUGAUUUUCGGAUGAUAACUCAAGAAUGCAUACGCCUAGGAUCAUGAAACUUCAUGGGUAGAUUGAUCAUGACUCGCAGAUGCCCCUUAUUGAUUUUGAGGUCACUAGGUCAAAGGUCAAGGUCACGGUGACCCGAAAUAGUAAAAAUUAUUUUCGGAUGAUAAUUCAAGAACGCAUAUGCCUAGGAUCAUGAACUUUUAUAGGUAGAUUGAUCAUGACUCGCAGAUGACCCCUAUUGAUUUUUAGGUCACUAGGUCAAAGGUCAAGGUCACGGUGACCCGAAAUAGUAAAAUGAUUUUCGGAUGAUAACUCAAGAACGCAUAUGCCUAGGAUCAUGAAACUUCAUAGGUAGAUUGAUCAUGACUCGCAGAUGACCCCUAUUGAUUUUGAGGUCACAAGGUCAAAGGUCAAGGUCACGGUUACCCGAAAUAGUAAAAUGAUUUUCGGAUGACAACUCAAGAACGCUUUUGCCUAGGAUCAUGACACUUCAUAGGUACAUUGAUCGUGACUUGCAGAUGACCCCUAUUGAUUUUCAGGUCACUAGGUCAAAGGGUAAGGUCACAGUGACAAAAGUCGUAUUCACACAAUGGCUGCCAGUACAACGGACAGCCCAUAUGGGGGGCAUGCAUGUUUUACAAACAGCCCUUGUUUUUAUGUCUGAUAUACUUGGAGAUAUAAUUGAAAAUGUUAUGAUGUAGUUUCACAGUGUUUUAUCACAUAUUUGAUAAACUCUUACCAAGUAUGGUACACAUUUUAACAAAUAUAUUUUUUGUUUCAAUAGUUGCGUAAUAGGAUUAUCCGAUUGAUUUGUAAUAAAUGUUGUGUACAUAUUGUUUGUACAUAUUAUUUACUCUGAUAAAGAACUGUACAAUUUAUGUGUAUUUAUAUUUAGGUUUAUAAGAUUCUGGGUAUGACAGUUUUGUUGGAAGUAUGUUAUGUAGGAUGUUGUAUUAACAUUGCAUUGUUUUAUUUGAAAUGCCCUAUUUUUGUAUUGAUUAUAUUCGCUAUUUAUUUAUUCAAUGUGUGCACACUGUAAAGUGAAAGUGCUAUCAGAUACAAUAUUUAUUUUUGUAAUCCCGAAAAGGUCGCCACUUUGUUAGUCUGACCGAAUUUUAAUUUUGAUGGAAUUGAGUUUGCAUGGGUCUGAAACGAAUUUCCAAAAUAAUGGUUUCAUUUGUACUCAUUUUCUGUCCGUCUAUCACACUUAUUUUUUCUGGGCAAGAUUUCAGAAUCUAAUGAUCCAAUUAGCUGAAACUGUAUAUGCAGGAUCAUAGCUACAGGGUCGACAUGUACGUCCUGGGUAGGCUGUCCAGUCCAAUAAUUGUUCAGGGAGUUAAUUGCUCUUUGAUUCGAUUUUGCAUGAGACCUUAGACACUUAUGAUUCUAAUUAAAAGCAAAUUGAUAUGCGGCAUUCCUAUUGGCCAGACAUGGGUAUCCCUGUCAGGUCUUGUUGGUCCCAUGAUUUUUCAGGGAGUUUUUGCUCUUCAAUUAUUAAUAUGGCAUUUUAAACUGUUGCCCAGACUAGGAGCGUGUAUACCAACCACUGCGCUUUAUGGACAGCCAACUGACAUUCAAAAUUAUUAAAUGCACUUAUCUUACAGGAUGUACAUGAGAAUAUUGUAAUGCAGUUCUGCGACAUUGAAUUUCAGGAGUUAUUGCCACUUAAACAAUAAUCGGGUGCAACCACUUUCAUUCUCCAAGUAAAGGAUUAAGAAGAUUGUAUUGACAAUGGUGUCCCUUAUUGUCAUCAUCCAUUUGAUUAUUUAUGUUAAAAUGUAAAAGUCUCUAAUAAGGGCUAAGUGAAUAGCCAGGCUUGUUUUCCUAUUGGUCCCACUCUGGGAAAGAGGGGCUCAAUGCAUGUGCAUAAAGGGCCUUUCAGAUUAGACAGUAUAGUCCACAAUCGGGGCUUAUCAGGGACAACCCUUUGCUCUUUAAUGGUAUGUUUUUUAUUCAAAGGAAUUCUCUUCUUAUCAAAAAUCCAGUCAAGGCAGAAAGUGUGGUCCCUGAUAAGCCUGUGUGGACUGCAACGGAUAACCUUGGACGAACAUUUACGCACAUGCAUUAAGCCCCCUUUGCCAGACUGUUGCUCAUUUUGAAUAUUUCCAGAUUCCCUUCAUAGUGUUCCACUAUUGCGGUGUUCUUUCAGAUUGCACACGUUUGCUAUUUGUUUGAAGUUUACCAAAAAUGUUUUUGAAGUUUUGUGUUUGUUAGGUAAUUGGACGAGACGAUUUCACAAGGCACUGUUGCUGUUUCCAUUGCUUUUGCACAAAUGUUGAUAUGUUAUGUGAAAUCUAACAUUGUAAUAUAAGUCAGUUAAGUAAUUGUUGCUGAUAUUUAUCCGAUGUUAUCUUAUGUGCAUGGAAGGUUGACUGGGAAGCUACUCUAUAUGCUUUACAUUUCUUUAUCAGAUUCUGUGGUUUCCCUCCCAACCAUCAACGUCAUGUAAUCCACAUUUUGUUACAUAUAUAUGAUUAUUAUUUUACCUGUACUUGUACCAUGUUAAAACUAAAUGUCAGGGACUUGUUCUUUAACUGCUUGCUUUUGACCCUAAAAGCCAUCUAUUGUUACAUGCUUCUUGGCAGUAGAACCUUGCUGACUUCCUGUUGAAAUCCCAGUUUACAUCUUCUUGUAUCGUUAAUAUUUUUAGAUCACCUUAGCAUGAAGUGCUGGUGGUUAGCUAUUUUGGUCACUUCAUGUCCGUGAUGGUGCAUUUUGUGUUAUGGAAUUUUAGCUUGUUAUUGCACUUGAUGAAACUUGUGUAGAAUGUUUGUCUGGGAUAUAUCUAUGUAGAGUUAAUAAGGGGGGGGGAGUGCAUGCAUCCAAACACAAGGUCACCAGAUCAAAUGUAAGAACAAAAAACUUAUUUUCCCUCUAAAGACCAUGUGUGUGACUCGAUCUUGACGAUUCUUGUUUAACUCUUUCAGUGUGGGAACCGAAUUUUAAAGGCCUUUUGCAAACAGUUUGGAUCCAGAUGAGACGCCACAGAACAUGGCGUCUCAUCAGGAUCCAAACUGUUUGCUAUUCUAAUAGUAUUCUUUGAAAAAAAAAUGAAAAAAAUGCUAAUUAUAGAAAUUCAGCAGACGACAUUAUAGCAGACGGCAAAUUUCCCAGCAUGCAAAGGGUUAACCAUAUAUAUGCAAAGUUUAAAUCUAGGUCCAGUGCUUCCUUAUACCUAGGUCACCAUUCAAUCCUAGAAAAACUUUGUAACAACUCAAGAGACCACAUAUUUUAUGACUCGAUCUUGAUAAAACUUGGUCAAAAUGUUAUUUUGACAAUACAGGUCCUCUUUUGAUCUGAGUUACCCGUGUCCAGAAACUUUCUCACUAGGUCAACUUUUGACUUUUGGUUUACCUCGAACUCGUGUGAGCGCCUCAGGGACAUCACGGCCCUCUUGUUUAUAGGUCAUGCCUGCCAUACUAGUAGAAAACCAUUAUAGCAAUACAAAUUGUGAAAGGUGUACAUAGUUUUGUGUUAAAAAAUGUCUUGUUAAGUUGAAAGACUAUUAAAAUCCUGAUCAGUUUGACAUCAGUGAGACAUUGUUGAAUUACAAAUGCUGGUGACUAGAUUACUGUGUUAUGAACAUGCACAUUUGCAGGAUUUACAAAUGCAUUUGUAUAAGUAGAUUAGUUAAAGCAUACUCAAGAUGGUCAGGUGGCAAUUAUCAGGAUAUUAGAGGCAAGGUGAAGGCACGGACAUUUUGAUUUCAAAAUGCUAUAUUCCUAAAUUAAUUGAAAGUCUACAUAAUGAACAUCAAUAGUCACAUUAGAAGCUUGGUUAGUAAUUUAUGUACAGUGCUGAUUUAUCUAUGGUAACGAACUGAAAAUAAUUUGUAAAUGUUCUAUGAAUGACCUUUAACAUAAUAUAAAUCCUUUAAUAUGAAUAGCUUAAAGCAUUGAUAUAGAUAUUAAAUUAUGUGAACUUAUUGCACCCACUUGAUUGCUCUAAAUUUGGACUUCAUAUGUAUUACUUGUACCUUGGACUAUUGAAUAAUUUAGCUGUUUUCUUGCUCGCUUUGCUUUACCAUUGCAAUAACUUUUGUUGAAUGCAAAAAUUGGAAAGAAUUGCGAGAUAACCUCAGUAUUAAUCCUAUGUUUUUGUUAUCAGAAGUUUAUUAGCCACUUAGGAUUCGAGUCUUGCCCUGGGACAACUGGAUUAUGGUAAAUGCAUGUGCGUUAAGUGUCAUCACAGCUUAGCCUGUGCAGUCUGAACAGGCUUUAUUAGGGACGAUUCUUACCUCCUUAAUGGUAUUUUUCUGUAGACACUUGAAGCACAUGCACCAAGCCUAGAAUUCCCAGUGAAAGACUUAUUUGAGCAGUGCUUUGUGAUAUAGGGGUUUAAUGCAUGUGCGUAAAGUGCCGUCCCCCAUUAGCCUGUGAAGUCUGCACAGGCUAAUCAGGGAUGGCAGUUUCCGCCUAAACUUGAUUUUUGCUAAGAAGAGACUUUCUUGAAACGAAAAAUAUCAUAAAAGAGGAAAGUGUCACUGAUAAGCCUGCACGAACAGCACAGGCUUAUCCAGGACGACACUUUACGCAAAUGCAUUAAACCCCUUAUCUACAGAACACGUCUCAUUUGUUUUAGGAAUGCCAUGCCUUGUGUGGCAGCAGUUCAACAUUGUAUGCAAAAAUUGUUAUUACAUAAAACCAGUUCUCGAAUAAAUAUUGUACUGACAGAAAA